AUUGAAUACUUUAUUCAUAAUGUGUCGUGUUUGCAUUGCUUAGGGUAAUACGCUGGUUUGAUGGGUAAAUUAAGAUCCCCCCCCAUUUAUUUUGUUGUCAGGAACAUGUAAUAAUUUAUAUUGUUGAUAGAUGAAUUCAUGAAGAAGUAAGUGAAUAAGCAUAUAUAUAUAUAUAGUAUAUACAUACAAGACAAGAAGUGUAACAACAAUAAACAAAAGGAAAAGGAGAGGACAUUUUUUAAAUGGUAUAGCUGCUUAGAAAACGAGUAUUUAUUCCUUAAAUUUAAAGAUGAAUCAGUUUAUUUAUUUGAAUUUGUUACAGCUUCCUGGUUGUUAUUAAUUUCAUUUUUUUUAAAUGAAGGCGCUUUAUUCUGAAAGUAACACCUUUAUACUGAAAAUCGCAUCACAAAAGGUGUUCCGGUGUUGACCCCGACCGGAAGCUUAAGCUUGUUAUGAUACACUUUUCACGAUGAAAUGAAAUAAUAGCCAUAAUAACUUAAGUCACAGCCGGUCAGCUUUGCCGCUAGUUCAUUCAAAGUGUGCUACUUUACUAAUUACGUGUACUUACCAAUACGGAAACUACAAACUUCAUAAGGCACACGACCACAAGGAUGGAGGAUACCAAACUGGAAUGCUUGAACGCCCGUUUGGCCAAGCUGCUGAACGAAGCUGUGCAGGAGGUUGUGGAGAUGGUGAAGGAAACUGUGUCGGUGUAUCGGGAGAAAGCGGCCAGCACGCAAAAGGAAAAUGAGAGCCUGAGGAGAAGUCUGCUGGAGAUACAAAAUAUUCUGCAUGUCCACGGUCUGUUUCCUGUCCAGGAAGAGGGCUCGGAGAUUCAGGAGCAGAACCCCGGCCUCCCUUUGUGGCCGAACAAUACUACCCGUGAUUUGAAGCACAAGUACAAUGACGCGGGGUCACAGGCAGAGUGCGCUUCGGCCCAGACGCUAUUAAAACAAUGCAAAGAAGAACCAGAAGACGAGGAGCUUGAGGAGGCUCUGACUGUCCAGAUGACCACAGACGACGCAGUAAAUGUUGUUAAAAGAGAGCCAGCCGCUUGCUCGCUGUCUGGUCCGCCAACAUUGCAAGAACAUUACAACGGCUGUGUGGAUUUAAGCCCCUUUCCUCACAACUCUAGCAGGCCCGCCCACUCAAAUCACUCCAAGCACAGCUUUGACGGAGGAACAAUCCAGACGGAGCCCGCCAGGAGAGACGACUCCCACCCGUGUCUUGUAUGCGGGAAGACGUUCCGCCGGCUGGCCUACCUGAAAAUCCACCUACGCUGUCACACGGGAGAAAAGCCGUUCGGCUGCUCGCAGUGCGGGAAGACGUUCAGCCGAGUGGGGUACCUGAAAAUCCACCUACGCUGUCACACGGGAGAGAAGCCGUACGGCUGCUCACAGUGCGGGAAGCGCUUCAGUCAGGCAGGAGAUCUGAAGAAACACAGGAUGGUGCACACGGGAGAGAAGCCGUACUACUGCAGCCAGUGCGGGAAAAGCUUCAGUCGGGCGGAGAAUCUGAAAAGGCACCUCAAGAUGCAUACUGGAGAGACUUGAGUGUUUAUCGCAACAACAGUCAGUGGUAGGUAGACGUUAAAAAGUGACAUACAGGUUGUCCAGAAAGUCAAAGUUACAAUCAAGGACGAAGCAGGAAAACACAGAAAAUUGCCUGGGCCCUCAAAUGUCUCAGAAAAAGUGACUAAUAGUUUGGUGGGGGAUGUUCGAUUGAAAGCAAUUUUUAUUGUUUUAGUCUUAAUUCACACGCUUCAAAACACUAAAAAUGCUUAAUAUCGCACUCGUUUCAAGUGCUCCCACCUCACUUCUCAUCCAAUGGACUAGGCCAUCUUCUUACUGCACCUGUGCAGACUUGUUUCAGGAAAACAGUAGGAAAACAACCUUGUAGAAUCAUUUGGGGGGGAAAUGAAGCAGAGUUACGUAUCCCAAUGGAGCCGAGAAGAGGAAAAGGCGCUGAAUCUGUAUAUCCCAUUUUGUUCAAGAAACCAACAACCUGGCUAUUUUUCAAAAUAGGGAGGAUCCACCAUUUUCAAGUCACAGGCCAGCCCGACCCUGAAAGCACCGUUGUGUCAAAGCCUAAAGUUAAGCAGAUCUACAGUGUCGGAGGCACAGAUUAGCCUUAUUAGCAUUCGCUUCUGCUAAGUCCACAUACUUGACUAGUCGGUUUGCAUCGAUAGUUGCGGUUUUAGAAGCAACUUCUAUUUGAACACAAACGGUGGAGCAACACAUUUGGAUGGAUAAUAUAACAAUUCUCACAGGAAUAUAUUCUUUAUCCUCAAUGAAAAAUGACAAAUAUUACAGUAUCUUAAAGCACUGAUUUAUACAGACUGUUCGGAAACUCACUGCACUUACGUUUUAGUCAUUUGUUCCAAUAUACAAUACAGAAGGUACAUAUACUAUUUUGAUUGAAACACAUGGCCCUCACUGGGAAAUGUAUAAAUAAAAAAGUACCCCUGAUAGAAA
Messenger RNA from Phyllopteryx taeniolatus (common seadragon), 2474 nucleotides. Its product is annotated as zinc finger protein 69 homolog. The transcript is spliced from 3 exons. Lineage: Eukaryota; Metazoa; Chordata; Actinopteri; Syngnathiformes; Syngnathidae. Gene Ontology annotation, molecular function: DNA-binding transcription factor activity; RNA polymerase II cis-regulatory region sequence-specific DNA binding. The coding region runs from base 612 to 1553 and encodes 313 amino acids. The record is from RefSeq and is a predicted model, not a curated record. Gene Ontology annotation, biological process: regulation of transcription by RNA polymerase II.